AUGCAGAACCAGCCUGAAGAUCUCGCCGAGCUGCAGCGGCGGUACGCGUUUUUGGCUAACGUCACCUCGUCGAGCCUCGAGCACAUUCGCCUCGUCGCCGAAGAUGCGUUGAGAGAGCGGCACGAAGCGGGGGAGCUGCCGGCGUGGUCGCGUGGGAACGACGGGGCCCUUCGUGAGCUCCUGGAUGCCGUGGAGCGGGCGAAGCGCGAUGUGCAACUUGCCAGCGCGUUUUCGGCGACCGCGGCUCCGCCAGUGAAGGGGGCGGGGCCAUCGGCGGUGCCUGACAUUGCCGACAGCGACAGGGACGAGCGGGCUCGCGCGGAGGAGGUUUCCAGGGCGCAUCAGUUGGCCCGCGUUCUGCAGGAGCGGAACACCAUCAAAGCGAGUCUCAUGAACGUGGAGGGAAACUAUGCUUCGCUGCAGCGCAAGUUUAGCGCUGUGUCGGAGGAGCACAGCCGGCUGCUGCAGGCGCUGACGCGUACCGGAGCCGCGGACGCCAGCGCGGGGGACGCAGCUGCGGCGCUGGCCGAUCCGCGGAAUGCGCCUCUGGAGGUGGUGAAGGAGGCCAUGCGACAGCUGUACGAUCGCCGGGUGCGGGUGCUGGAGGAGGAGCUGAUGUCUGCACGGGAGGAGGUGCGCCGGGUGGGGGCUGAAGGCGGCGAGGGCAGGACGCGUCAGAGGAGGGUUGCCGCCGCGAAGCUGCAGGAAGUGGGGGGAUGCGUGGGCUCUGGCAGGACGUCGAGUGCCGGCGGAGAGCGCGAGGACAGCAAGGAGGGGCUGCGGCGGCAGAACACGUUUUUGCGAAAUAAGUUGGCGCUGCUGCGGGAGGAGCUUCACGUCAGCCAGCAGGCCGCCACUGGCUCUGCAGAGCAGACGCGUGAGGGCUUGGGUCGCCUGCUCACGACAAUCACGGGGCUUCGGCAGGAGGUUGCGGCGAAGGAGCGGCAGCGGGCCGCCGCAGUGCUUGCGCAGGAGGAGGCAACUCAAAAGGCGGAGCAGUUGGCAGCGCGCGUGGCGGCGUUGGACCGUCGCUCGCCCAAAGCGGCGUGUGAGGCGCGGCGUGGCACGGGCUUCGAUGGGGCCCCUCCCACACUCGCGGCCGCGCUUGCGGAGAGGGAGGCGGAGUUACGGCAGUUGCAACGGGACGUGAGCGAGCGUGAGGUUCGCGUGGGCCAGCUGACGCGCGUCCUCGCCAAGACCCAGGAGCUCCUGCGGGAGAAGGAGGGGAUGCAGGCAACGCUGCAGCUGAAGGCGUCGGAGGCGCAGGGGAUGUGGGAGGCCGCGCAGGCGCAGCUGCAGCACACGCGCGUGCAGGAGACGGCGCUGGCGGGACUCGAGCAGGCGGUGCGUCACGCGGUGGCGGAGCUGCGGCGCCUGCACCUCCGCGCGCUGGGCGACGAGGCCCCGGCGGGCGGCAGCGACGGUGGCGCGGAGGCCCACCUCAGCGGCGCGCUGCAGCGGCGUCUCGACGGCAUCCUUGAGCGACUGCGGGAGCUGGAGUGGCUGGAGCUGCAGCUGCGCCAGCGAGACGACGCAAUCGUUGUCCUGCAGGACGAGAAGGCGGAGCUCGAGGAGCGAAGCCGGCACCUGCAGCAGACACUGUCCAACCUCUCCCCGCUUUUCCACGCCAUACCGCAGACCCCGCUGCAGGUGGAGCAGCUGGUGCUGCAGCGCGAUGCUUUGCUCGCCGCCUUGCGCCGCUGCGAGGAGCUCGCCGUGGUGCCGAACACGAGGGAGACACUCAGGAGCAUUGAACUGCGAGAGAUUGAGUUGGCGGCGCGUCAGUCGGUGCGGCGGCGUUCCCCGCAGUGCCGCCCGCAGCUCCAGCAGCGCGCCGCCAACUCUCCCGCCGCUGCCUCGCCCGACGCCGCUCAGGCGGCCGCCCCGCCGGGGCGUGGGAGGUCGGAGGCCCGUUUGUCGUGCCGAUCCCCGUCCAUCGUUGUUGAGGAGCAGGAGCAGGAGGCGCCGGCGGGGGGCUGA
Messenger RNA from Trypanosoma conorhini, 1980 nucleotides. RefSeq lists its product as uncharacterized. The record is from RefSeq and is a predicted model, not a curated record. The transcript has a single exon. Lineage: Eukaryota; Euglenozoa; Kinetoplastea; Trypanosomatida; Trypanosomatidae. The coding region runs from base 1 to 1980 and encodes 659 amino acids.